Saccostrea echinata is the source of this 1178-nucleotide messenger RNA. RefSeq lists its product as uncharacterized. Gene Ontology annotation, biological process: small GTPase-mediated signal transduction. The record is from RefSeq and is a predicted model, not a curated record. The transcript is spliced from 2 exons. The coding region runs from base 150 to 737 and encodes 195 amino acids. Gene Ontology annotation, molecular function: GTPase activity; GTP binding. Lineage: Eukaryota; Metazoa; Mollusca; Bivalvia; Ostreida; Ostreidae.
AACCCGACAUACGCUACCUACGUCUUUUGUAAACACCUUUCCCAUUGGACAAAAAAUUCGUGCCUCUUACUAUAUAAAUUACUUAUGUGAAAGUUACGAAAUUAUACCGUUUUCUUUAAGACUUGUGUUGGUAGCUCUCUUCUCUUGAAAUGAAAACCAUGGUGAACACUGGUAAGGGAUCUUUACUCCGCUGUGUUAUGCUUGGUGACGGGAUGGUGGGAAAAACAUCUGUUGUUCACUCGUUUCUGGGAUAUACACUGUCACCUAGUUAUACAGCCACAGUAUUCAUGGAUAACUACUGUACUCAUCUCAGUUUGGCUGGAGUCAAGCAUCAGCUACAGAUCACAGAUCUCUCCAUUGAGGAAGACCUUCACGUGAGACCCAACUGUCAGUCAAGUAACCUAGUAACAAUCGUCUGCUACAGUGUGGUGGAUAAGGAUUCUUACUAUAACAUCAAGUCCUUCUGGCUACCCCUGGUUCGAAACAUCAACCCCAAAAUUCCCAUUGUGCUCGUGGCCACACAUACAGACUUAAGAUGUGAGAAUAACCCAAAUCACGUCACAGAAGAAGAAGGAAGAAAUCUGUGUAAUGAGCUCAAUAUGUCCGCUUUCGUUGAAUGCUCUGCUGUUCAAAAGACUGGUAUUACUAAAGUCUUCGAAAUGGUAGCUGAUCUUUCACUUCAACUGACUCUGAAAAACAAGAAAGCAAAAGUCAAUCAAAGAAAACAUGACCGGUGAAGCAUGGAAACAUAUGCACUGUUUCUUUAUCCAUCCAAAGCUUUCGAGGCUUUCUUGAGAGGACCACUGUCUCCUUACAGAACCGGCUAUUCUGAUAUGUGCCACAUGAUGUGUAAUGUGAGCAUUUCUAUCACAAAGAGACACGUUGGCAUAGCUGUGCAAGUAAUACACAAUUAAGAAAUUCAGAGCUUUUACAAACUCCAGCAUGCCACAUCAUCAUAGUAAAACAAUAAUCCUGGUGAAUACUCUUAGAUCUGACUCAAUAGAUCAUUUGUUUAAUUUGUAUUUUUAUGUGCAAUAUUAUUAUCAUUCAUGAAUGUUUCGUUUGUUUCAUUCGUUUGUAAGAUUUGCUCUAACGUAUUGUUGUAUAAUUGGUGCAUUUAUCAUAUUAAUUUAUAAACGUUAUAAAUAAAGGUAUUAAAUAAUAUCUAUUUAAAUCUC